AUGCUUUCAGAAAUCUUAAUAACAAAACUUCUUGAAUCUGAAAAUGCUGAGAAUAGCAACUUGAUUGAGAUAUUGGGAAAUAUUAAGCCUUCGAAAUCAGCCAACACUUCCAUUACAUCCAUAGUUAGAGGUUUAUUCACCAAGAACAAGAAAUUGCUAUCUUCAUUAAAUAAUGUUUCAAUCGAGUUGGCUAAUAAUAGUGGAAACUCGAUUCAAUUAUUUAAAAAUUUCGUUAAUGACUUUAUAAUAUGGCUUGAAGAAGAUGGGGUGGUGCUAUUCGAGAAAUAUUUAUCCCAGAUUUCUAAUCCAGAAAAUUCUCUUGAAUCCUCGUCACCUGAAGGCUCAAUAUGCUUCGGUAAACCGAUCAUGAAUUGCUUAAAUUAUAUUAAGUUUAUAAAUGAAUCUCUCCUCAUAUUAAGAAAUCCAUUCAUUGUCGAUAAAUUGUCUCUUUUGAAAGAAAGAUUGGCUGAACUAAUUGACAGCUACCACACAUUUUUGGAGGUGAAAUAUUUGAAUAAUAUAAGCUUUAAUGAUGUGAAAUUAUUCUGUGAAACCGACAAAGCUAACACAGUGUCUAAGUCCAAAAGCUUUGCAAAAGUAUCCAGUUUUUUUAAGAUGGACCAGAUAGUCGAAAGAUCUAAAAAUGAAAGUUUCUUCAUAGUUAAAGAUGAAAUUAAGUUGGCAAAUAUUGAGUUAAUGCUUUUGAACUUAUCAGGAAGUAGUUACAAUUCUUUAGCGCUCUUAUCAGUUCCUACCAACCAAGACUUACCUAGGUCUUUAAUGUACCCUCCAUUCAGAGUCAACGAACUUUCCAUUGUUUACAUAAAGUCAAUGAAUCAGAUUUUGUUGAAGUCUAUUAAUUUCUCAUCAAAGCAUAGCUCAAACUCAGUGACAAUCAGUUGUGAGGAUCCUAGAUUAUUGUACGUGUGGUACAAGAAAUUGGAACGUAUCUUCCCGCUGGAGGAAAGUGAUUCUCCAAUAAGUCAAUAUUUUUUGAUCAACGCGAAUAACGAGUCAAACGAUAUAAGAAUGUCAGGUCUAGGUAUUAACGUGCUAUCAGACUGUCAGCAUAAACAAGAGAUUAAUCCAAGAGGAAGCUUUGGUAUAAGACAUUCAAAAAAUAAUAUACAAGCCAAUCCUAUAUUCAACUCAAUUGGAAAUGGCAAACAUGCUUCGAACGUUGAUACCCACAACCCUGCUUCUGAAGAUUCUUUGGCAGAAGUACAAAAACCGUUCAAUCCACCGGUCAUGAAUAAGACAAGAAAAUCGUCAAGUUCAUCCAUAAAAUCAGCUGAUUCAACGGAAGCAAUUAAAUUUCAGUAUGACCGCUCGUUGAAUAUUAUAAAUGAGAACCUAUCUAAAGUAAAUUGCAACAUAGGCAGUGACAUGGAGAACGCCGACCCUACUACUCAAUAUAUCAAGCCUGUGAAACGCAAUUUCGUCAGUGCAACCGAUAGUUUGUAUGUACUCGAGAACGAAAAUAGGCCAAUAUCAUCGCAGGCUGAAAUUGGCUUCACAACACCAGAUCUUAGAGAUGUGCCUAAAGAGGAAGUUGAUACUCAUGCAAAUAAUUCCGACAUAUCUGAAAGUUAUCAAUAUCAAGCUAACCAUAAAUUUUCAUCAGUUCCAGAUUUAUCUAACACCGAACCGAAAAACAAAUUAUACCAGUUAUCAUCUGGUUCAGCUAUUGACAUAACGAAUUUUGGCAAGAAUCAUAAUCCUUCAUUCAGUGUGGAAUAUGGACUUUCAGGUAUGAGUGCGUUAGGAAUAAACCAAAAUGAAAGUUCGGAAGAUAUUGUCAAGAUGGAGACAACUUUAAAGCAGAAGAGAAAAUCCAUAUUCGGUCUCUUUAAGAAAUCAUCUAAGCUGCAGAUGCACUCAACUGAUUCCAUUGAUAAAACGAGCAACGUGGAAUCGCAGCUGGACAAUUCGAGUGCUAAAAAGGAAAUGCCAACCACGAGCGAAAGUGUAAGUAAUCACAAGGGCUUAAGAAUUGAGACCAACAUAUCAAUAGAUACGGAGGAUCCAUUGUCACUGGUAUCCGAUAAGUCAUUUUCACAGACCCCAAAGUCUGCCUUACCAUCACCAUUUGCCUUACCAUCAUCAACAUCCAUGUAUUUUUUCAAGCAAUAUAAAAAUGGAUCAAGCGCAACUAUCAACGGUCAAUCGCAAGAACAUCUACUGGAUCAAGUAAUUGAGGACGAAGAAGAUUUAGUCAUACCUCAAAAUUUGAAAGAUGUCAUCAAUGAUGAUAAGUCAAUUGACUUUUAUAUUUCACCUUGUUCUCCUGAAGCAAUGAAGAUAUCUAAAUGGAAGCAGAAGUACGGUAAGUGGGAAAUGAUAACGCUUCAUCAGAAUUUGUUCAUAAAAAUCGUUGUUAACUACGACCUGAAUAAAAGCUGGUUAAUUAUUUUUAAGGAAGUCUAUGAUCAGGAGUAUAAUGAAGUUAUUGAUAAACCAGUAUUAUUAAUGGAAAUAAAUGCGAAAGCCACGUCUAUUAGACAGUCGUCUGCAUUAGAUUUACAAAUUAAUGCUGUGAAUGCUAUCAGUUCCAAGAAGUUAUUGAUUAUGAUUAGAUGUAAAAGUGGAAACUUAUCAAAUGCAAUCAGUACUAAUCUAGAUAAUGUUUUGGGGGUUCUCAGUAAUAUUGGGAAACCCCAAAAAUUUGCAUCUUCCAAUGUUAGUUUAUCAUCAUCACUUAUGGACAUGAAGGAUAAACCUAGUAAUUCAUCAACAUUGACUAGCCUAAACUCCUCUUUAAACAACGAAUCUAAUAAGCAGUCUGCACAAUUACCAGCUGCAAAAUCGUUUUUUUCAUUAAAUUCGGCAGAUAUCACAAAUUCUAAUGUUUUGAGUAAUCCGGACAAUUCUAAAUUCCUUUUAUUAAAUCAAAUGACGAUCAGGUUACAAAAACAAUUAGAGUCAUAUAACCUGAUUAAUAAUCCAUCGUCAUGGAAAAUCUUGUCAAUGUACACCCUAAGUGUGUACAUGAUAUCUGACAAUUUUACAAACAAAAACUACUAUAAUUUGGUUCUUUCUGGUCCACUGGAGGAUGCUCUCGAUUACAAUUGGUUAAUUUGUGAGGAGGACAAGUUCAAUCGUAUUGAGAGAAUAGGGAAAGCCGGCUUAUUAAUUAGAGCAACAGAAGAUGACAUAUAUAUGAUAGAAUGCAGAGGCAAGAAGGAAUUCAAUGCCUUGUUCGAAAUAUUUUAA
This is a messenger RNA of Debaryomyces hansenii CBS767, 3213 nucleotides long. RefSeq lists its product as uncharacterized. NCBI's taxonomy places the organism in Eukaryota, Fungi, Ascomycota, Pichiomycetes, Serinales, Debaryomycetaceae. The coding region runs from base 1 to 3213 and encodes 1070 amino acids. The transcript has a single exon. The record is from RefSeq and is a predicted model, not a curated record.